CACAAAACACACACACGCAGCAUAAGAAGUAUCGCCUUAUCUCACACUAUUCAUUCAUUCAUAUUUGGCUUUUUCUUUCAAACCCCAAUCUCAUUCAUUCAUUCCUCUUAUUACUACUACCAACAAUAACAACUCCCUCUUUCUUUCCCUUCAUUGACGAUCUCCACGAAGCUAGAAAACCCUUAUAAUUUCAACAACUCUCUCUCUCUUUCUAUCACCCAUUUUUCUUCUCUCUCUCUCUCUCUCUCUCUCUCUCUCUUUCCUCCUUGGUUUUGGAUCUUCAAUUUCUCAUUCACUGAUUUUGGUGAUUUGAGGAGUUGAGAUUGAAGGACUGUGUUGAGGAACUAUGGCUUCCUCUUCUGCGACUCUUGCUGGUUCUACUGCUUCUGAUCUUUUCAGGAGUUCGGCUUCUGGUUUCACUGGUGUCCCUUUGAGAACCUUGGGAAGGGCGGGGUUGGUUUUGAAGAGAAGGGAUUUAACUGUUAGUGUUACUGCGAAGGUGAGGAAGUGGAAGAGGCGUGAAUAUCCAUGGACUAAUGCUGAUCCCAAUAUUAAAGGUGGGACGUUGAGACUUCUCUCACCGUUCAAGCCACUCAAAGAGAAGCCAAAGCCGGUUAUUUUGGAGUUUGAAAAGCCUAUUCGUGAUCUGGAAAAGAAGAUCAAUGAUGUUAAGAAGAUGGCAAAUGAAACUGGUUUGGAUUUCACUGAUCAGAUUGGAGGAUUGGAGGCUAAGUACCAACAGGCUUUGAGGAAUCUAUAUACAAAUCUAGCUCCUAUACAGCGGCUCAACAUUGCACGGCAUCCUCACAGGCCUACUACCCUUGAUCACAUCUUUAACAUAACUGAAAAGUUUAUGGAACUCCAUGGUGAUCGUGAAGGUUAUGAUGAUCCUUCUAUUGUCACUGGUCUAGGAUCUAUAGAUGGUAGAACCUACAUGUUCAUUGGCCACCAAAAGGGUAGAAAUACUAAAGAACAUAUCAAGCGGAACUUUGGGAUGCCAACUCCACACGGUUAUAGGAAAGCUCUGCGCUUGAUGCAAUAUGCAGAUCAUCACGGGUUCCCGAUAGUUACUUUAAUUGACACCCCUGGGGCAUUUGCUGACCUCAAAUGCGAGGGACAAAACCAAGGUGAAGCAAUUGCUCAAAAUUUGAGAUCCAUGUUUGGUUUUAAGGUGCCAAUUAUUAGCAUAGUUAUUGGUGAAGGCGGAUCUGGCGGUGCCCUUGCCAUCGGAUGUGGUAAUAAAUUACUCAUGCUUCAAAAUGCAGUAUUCUUUGUUGCCAGUCCAGAGGCAUGUGCUGCAAUCUUGUGGAAGAGCGCUAAAGCUGCUCCAAAGGCUGCUCGGAAACUGAGGAUUACAGCAACUGAAUUGUGCAGAUUGCAAAUUGCAGAUGGCAUUAUACCGGAGCCCCUCGGUGGUGCACAUGUCGAUCCAGAAUGGACCUCUCAACAGAUUAAAAGUGCAAUCAAUAAAGCUAUGGAUGAACUCACCAAGUUGAGCACAGAAGACCUAUUAAAAGAUCGCAUGCUUAAGUUCCGGAAACUCGGUGCAGCCGUGGAUGAAACUCCGAGAUAUCUCAAAAAGAAAAUCAACAUGGGAAAGAGGAAGGGUAUGCCUGUUCUGAUAAAGAGGAAGGGUUUACCUGUUCCGUCAAACAGGAAGGAUAUACCUGUUCCUCCAAAGGGGAAGGAUAUACCUGUCCCUCCAAAGGGGAAGGAUAUACCUGUUCCGUCAAACAGGAAGGAUAUACCUGUUCCUCCAAAGGGGAAGGAUAUACCUGUUCCACCAAAGAGGAAGGAUAUACCUGUUUUGUCAAAGAGGAAGAAUAUACCUGUUCGGCCAAAGAUUUCUUAUUCUGAAAUAGAGGUUGAAAUUACGAAACUGAAGAAAAAUAUUUUGGAAGGUAAGGACUCCUCUUCCGCGCCUUCAAAACUCAAUCUGGAUAAGGCAAUAAAGAAACUGGAAAGGGAAGUUGGUCAUGAAUUUUCUGAGGCCGUUAAAGCCCUGGGCUUAACAGAAAGGUUGUCGAAACUACGGGAAGAAACUGCAAAAGCAAGUUCAGGUAACCAACCUUUGAAUCCAUUGGUGAAGGAGGAGAUAGAAAAAUUUAAUGCAAGUUUUAAUCAAGGGUUAUCAGCGGCUCCUAAUUCCAGCAAGCUGCAGAAGAAGCGUGCCUUGUUGAGAGAAUUGACUAAUGUGAAGCUUUUGGUGGAUAAAAACAAGGAGGCUGCAACACUAAAGCAAGAAUUGAAGAAAAAAUUUGAUGAUGUCAUGAAUAAUCCUAGACUAAAGGAAAACUAUGAGGCAUUACAGUCUGAAAUCCAGCGUGUUGGCGCGUCCUCAGGAAGCGAUUUGGACGAUGAACUGAAAAAGAAAAUCAUUGAGUUCAAUAAGGAGGUAGACUUGGAGCUGGCUAAUGCUGUGAAGUCGGUAGGGUUAGAAUUAACUAAUGUGAAGCUUUUGGUGGAUAAAAACAAGGAGGCUGCAACACUUAAGCAAGAAUUGAAGAAAAAAUUUGAUGAUGUCAUGAAUAAUCCUAGAAUAAAGGAAAACUAUGAGGCAUUACAGUCUGAAAUCCAGCGUGUUGGCGCGUCCUCAGGAAGCGAUUUGGACGAUGAACUGAAAAAGAAAAUCAUUGAGUUCAAUAAGGAGGUAGACUUGGAGCUGGCUAAUGCUGUGAAGUCGGUAGGGUUAGAAGUUGAGUUUGUGAAACCAGGUGGUGGCGUCGAUAAGUCUUCAGUGCCACAGAUAGAAGAACUAAGCAAAGAUGUCCAAAAGGAAAUUGAAACUGUGGCAAACUCGUCGACAGAUAUUAAGAGACUGAUGGAGCAAUUGAAACAGGAGGUUGCCAAGUCUGGAGGGAAACCGGAUUCUGAGUCGAAGAAAAUAAUUAAUGAUUUGACGAAACAGAUUAAGAAUAGCCUUGCUGAGGCUGUUGACUUGUCUAGCCUGAAAGAGAAGUAUGAAAAUCUGACUCGUCCAGCAGGAGACAGUCUCACCGAUGAAGAAUUGAGACAGAAAGUUGGUGCAAAUCGCAGCUUUUCUUAAUAGACUGCUGCUAAUGUGGAGCUGGUGCUGAUAGUGGAACAUGGCCAAUAUUUGUUAGAAACAUGUUUUAAAGAAUUAAAGGAGAUACCGGGCGAGAUGUGGCUGAUAUUUUUCAAUCAUUAGACUACAAGCGCGAAUAAAACAUAAAACCAUUUUGUAUUUGUUUGAGUUAGAAUGUUGCAGUUAAUUUUAGAAUGACUUGCUUGUUUUCUUCCCUUUUUUAAAAAUCGCAAGUGUUUUCGCCGAAUAGACAUAGAUGAACAUUGUAUAAACUAUUUGUGUUUGAAGGACAUAAUAAAUAACAUGAUGCUGUGGUGUUUGAAUGUCA
Vicia villosa (hairy vetch) is the source of this 3374-nucleotide messenger RNA. RefSeq names its product acetyl-coenzyme A carboxylase carboxyl transferase subunit alpha, chloroplastic-like. The transcript has 12 exons. The coding region runs from base 347 to 3046 and encodes 899 amino acids. Gene Ontology annotation, biological process: fatty acid biosynthetic process. Gene Ontology annotation, molecular function: acetyl-CoA carboxylase activity; carboxyl- or carbamoyltransferase activity. The record is from RefSeq and is a predicted model, not a curated record. NCBI's taxonomy places the organism in Eukaryota, Viridiplantae, Streptophyta, Magnoliopsida, Fabales, Fabaceae. Gene Ontology annotation, cellular component: acetyl-CoA carboxylase complex.